Malus domestica (apple) is the source of this 650-nucleotide messenger RNA. RefSeq names its product large ribosomal subunit protein eL22z-like. Gene Ontology annotation, molecular function: RNA binding; structural constituent of ribosome. Gene Ontology annotation, cellular component: ribosome. The record is from RefSeq and is a predicted model, not a curated record. NCBI's taxonomy places the organism in Eukaryota, Viridiplantae, Streptophyta, Magnoliopsida, Rosales, Rosaceae. Gene Ontology annotation, biological process: cytoplasmic translation.
AGCUAAUCCUAACAGACGCAGCUCCCACACACCCACGCAGAAGCGGGCAGCGAGAGAGAGAGAGAGAGAGAGAGAGAGAGAGAGACGAAGAUGAGUCGUGGGGCGGCAGCAGGGACGAAGGGAGGGAAGAAGAAGGGAGCUUCAUUCGUGAUAGACUGCGCGAAGCCCGUGGAGGAUAAGAUCAUGGACAUCGCCUCACUGGAGAAGUUCCUUCAGGAGCGCAUCAAGGUCGGCGGCAAGGCCGGUGCUCUCGGCGACUCCGUCACCGUCUCUCGUGAGAAGAACAAGAUAACCGUCACCUCCGACUCCAACUUCUCCAAAAGGUAUCUUAAGUACUUGACGAAGAAGUACUUGAAGAAGCACAACGUGAGGGAUUGGCUUCGCGUGAUUGCAUCCAACAAGGACCGCAAUGUUUAUGAAUUGAGAUACUUCAACAUUGCCGAGAACGAGGGUGAGGAGGAAGACUAAAAGCUUUGUCUCCUGUUUUGUGGCAUUACCGGUUGAGCUUAGUUGUGGCAUUAUCUAUCAACUUCUGUUUCAGCUUUUUUCGUGAUUGAUACCUCCUAUGGAAAUUAAAGCUUCUUUUGAGACAUCGGUUUGGAAUUUAGAAUCUGGUUAUUAUGUUAUCCAUGUGCCUGGUGCAGUACGUA